AUGGCUCAUUUCCAGCCGGAACCAUGUCGAACAGCGUACAGACUCGCGGACUCGCAAUCAGUACUAAGGCUGGAACUGCAGGAGAACGCAGAGCUCGUAUCCGGGGCUAUCAGUGCCUACAUUCUAUCGAAUAUCGAAUCUCUACAAGACGAGUCGGACCGGGCAUAUGUUGAACAAGUCCUCCGCGUCAAAGCCGAGGCUACUCUGCUGGGGCUGGGAGUAUUGUCUGAAAUCCCAGACAAGGUUGUGAAAAGCACCGGACGGGUGGAGCAGAUAGUGAAGAAGAGCGGUUCCUUCCUUAUAGCUCGUGAUUAUUCCAUCUACUUUGUACAUCAGUCUGCCAAGGACUGUUUGAUCGGAAAGGGUGACCUGAGCGUAUUCCCCUCUGGAUCUGCGGUAACCCAUCGCUGUAUGUUCACGCAAUCUCUGCAGAUCAUGAAGAAGGUAUUGCGGCGCGACAUGUACAGUCUGGGCGCCUUAGGUACUCCUAUCAACCAGGCCCAGCCGCCUGAGCCAGAUCUACUUGCAUUCGCACGCUACUUAUGUGUCUACUGGGUGAACCAUUGA
Molecule: messenger RNA, 567 nt
Organism: Penicillium cosmopolitanum
Lineage: Eukaryota; Fungi; Ascomycota; Eurotiomycetes; Eurotiales; Aspergillaceae
Product: Vegetative incompatibility protein HET-E-1
Exons: 2
Coding region: 1-567 (188 amino acids)
Source: RefSeq, a predicted model, not a curated record